AUGAAUCCAACACUAAAAAAACCCAAAAAAAAUCGGAAUUCUAAUCACAAUUACAAGAACGGUUUUAUUUUAUUUCGGAGCCGCAUUCACAAACUUUUAAAAUCAUCAGGAGACUGGGGCGGUGUAUCUGCUAAAUGCUCAAAUAUAUGGCGUUCAUUACCUCAGAAUGUUAAAUCAGCAUGGUCACAAACAGCAGAAUUAAGUCAAUAUCAGGACGUGCGGAAACAAAUAGCAACGUUAGAAAAAAUCAUCCUUACCCUCUGGCAUAAAGAACACAACAACUAUAAACUACAUAUAAGCACGGUUCAGUAA
Molecule: messenger RNA, 312 nt
Organism: Schizosaccharomyces cryophilus OY26
Lineage: Eukaryota; Fungi; Ascomycota; Schizosaccharomycetes; Schizosaccharomycetales; Schizosaccharomycetaceae
Product: mating-type P-specific polypeptide Pc
Exons: 2
Coding region: 1-312 (103 amino acids)
Source: RefSeq, a predicted model, not a curated record